CAAUUAUGGCAUGGAAGUUGGCUUCAAAGGUACAGGAUAUCCUCUCCAAGAUACAGUGCAAUGAAGAAUUGGAGACUGUUGAGCCAAGAUGCAGUGAUGAAUGUCCCCACAAUUUUGGUUCGAAACGUGGCAACUUCUUCCAAUCUAUUACUAAUGGGCUAAACUAAAGCCCAAAGCAGUCUCUUCCUGAUCGUCCGAUCAUUGGGAUUACUCCAUCACCGUCCCAUCAUCAUCAACUCUAAUAAUCCCUCCAGGAAAUCCCCAGCCCCUAUAUAAGCCCAUAUUGAAACCUAAUUCCCAAAACUUCCAUUCUUUCAUUUCUUUAGGAAAAUUUCUAUUGAACAAUUCCUUUUUCCUUUUCACUUAUUCGAAUCAAAUUCACCGAUCAUGAGAUUCAAGAAAGGUACCAAAGUUGAGGUUUUAAUCAAGAAGGAGGUUCCAACCGGCGCUUGGUGCUGCGGCGAGAUUAUCGCUGGCAAUGGCCAUACGUACAGCGUGAAGUACGGUUGGUUUCCGAUCACUGGCGAGGCGGCGAUGGUGGAAAAAGUCCCUAGGAAAGCGAUUAGGCCUUGCCCUCCUCCUAUAAAUGGGACGGAUGAUUGGUUUGCUGGCCAUGUCAUUGAGGUUUUCGACGAGUUGUGUUGGAAACCGGCAGUGAUCGCUAGGGUUUUGGGUGGAAACAACUUUUCUGUUAGGAUUAUUGGAUCGAAUAGCGAACUCAAAGCGCAUCAAUCUCGAUUGCGUGUUCGACAAUCUUGGCAAGAUGGAAACUGGUUCCUGGUUCGAAAGGUUUCGUCAAGCUCCACUCGAUCGCCUAAGAGAAAAAGAUCUUCUCUUGGUGAUAUUGGUGUGCAGAAGAAGAGGGUGAUUGACAAAGGUUGUAUUGGUGGUAAAAGGAUAAUAGUUCGGCUUCUUAUCCAGCCUCUGAAAAGAAUAUCUCAUGGCAAAUGUUGGGGGCAUCCAUACCUUGCUUCAAAACUCAUAAGCCAUGAUGGGUUAAGUUUGUCACCUCUUGCUGUUGACCAGCGGGCAACAUCCAUGGUUUAUUCCCUAACGGAAUCCUUAAGACCUGCUGUUGGUAUGAAUUUAUGUUCAAAAAUAUUUUUGAAUCUGGAGUUAUCUAUGAAAAUGCUGGUAUAGGUCACUGAAUCUCUUUUUGCUGAUAAAUCAAAAUAAUCCAAAAGAUGUCCUUCAGCUUUAGUAUGUGAAUUGAUCUGUUGCUGUUGCUCUUGCAGAAAGAUAGUUCUUUUUUUUUUUUUUUUGGAAAAUACAAGUGAAUUCAAGUUUUAAUAGCCAGAAAUUUCGGUAUCUCUGGAUUGUGCAUAUCCAAUAAUGGAACAUUUUCAGUUGGAUAAUUAAUAGAUGGCUCUGAACCUACCUCUGCAUCCUCUCUCUCUCUCUCUCUCUCUCUCUCUCUCUCUCUGUGCAAAGACUUCUCAGUUUUCAUAUUAAAUGCUUGAGUAGACAAGAAUAUGUUACCAUCUUUGAACCACACAAGAUAAUAUUUGGCCUUCUGGGGAUGCAUUCUAGCUCUAUCAUUCUCCGUUUAAACAAGUUUGUGCAUUCUGAUUAUUGAUGAUAUUGGUAAGUUAAAAUUUUUAUUUACUUAAAAUGAUCAAAUGGUGUUUUAACUUCAUAUUUGGUUGCUUGAUUUUGUUAGAUGGGUACUUCUAAGUCUCUUUGAUGAACUACAAGUUUGAAAACCUUCCUGUCUAUGAGAGUGUUUGUUGUAAAGAAAAUUUUCUUGCACCAUAUAACACUAUUUAUUUUCUUUAUCAUGGAUUCUGCAUGACAAAAAUCCAUGCUGCAGUUAACAUGUUCUUUUCCUCCUAUCAUGUACACUGAAUGAAAAUCCAUGUUGUGGGUAUUAGGCAAGAUAGAAACCUGGUAAAGUCUAUAGGAGGAGGGACAAGGACAGCAAUGCAAAUAUUAUAAUAUGGCAAGAUUCUAAAGCCAUUAUCUACUUAAAGGGAAUGUUGGCUGAUAAUCAUUAAGGUGUUUGCUGUCACUUAAUAAGGCCCUAUCGAUCAUAUUAGGACAUCAUGAAGAUGCUGGCUGUCUUCUAAUCUUGUCUAUAGCAUUUAAUCAUGACUAACCCUUUAUCUACUUGCUGACAUUUAAUCAUGACUACGGCAGGCUGCCCAAACUUUGACUGCCUUUAUAUUAGGGAGAUUUUUGUGUGUUGUAGUGUUAUGUAGAGAGAAAUUAAUUUUGAAUGUUGAACGUGUGAUUGCAUUCCUAGGCAGUGAUUCUAUAAUCCAAAGUUUGUUUUUUGAAGUUAUUGUCUUUCUUGAUUUUAGUUUUCAUAAUUCACCUAAAUUCCCUUUUUUUCUUCCUAAUUUUUUUUAUUGUUUAUGUUCAUAUGUCAAUAAAGUUUUUAAGCCUUACAUAUCCUAUUGUUAUUGUUUGAACCUAAAUUUUAAGUCCUAAAUCAGCUUCUAUCUUGUCUAAAUAUGCUGUUUAUAAGAUCCUACAUCAGGGAUGCUUGGGGAGACUUGUAUGGGUUGAUGUUUGAUGAGAAGAUUGUUGUAU
Durio zibethinus is the source of this 2532-nucleotide messenger RNA. The record is from RefSeq and is a predicted model, not a curated record. Lineage: Eukaryota; Viridiplantae; Streptophyta; Magnoliopsida; Malvales; Malvaceae.